CGCCAUGCCAGGACCCGGGGCUCUCGCCCCAGGCUCGCCGCCUGCCGCUUCUUGCCGCUGGAAGCUGCACAUCAUUCGCCAGCUGCAGCAGCGAGACCGGAGGCAGAAGGCUCUGUUCUUGGACCUGGUGGAGGCUUACCACAGACUCUUAGAGAAAUCAGACCUGUUGGCCCAUUUCACAGAAAAGCUGCCACCUGAGCCUCCCAAUGAACUUGUUCACCUCCCUUCACGGCAGGAGGAGGAGGCAGGGCCAAUGCCAGAGCCUACGCAGUCAUCCGAGGACCUCAGGAGGAAAUGGGAGGAAGAAUUGGCUAAGAUCAAGUUGGUCUGUGGGGAGAUGGCAUACCAAGUUGUGGAGAAGCAUAUGACCCUGAGCUCCCAGGAUGCUAUGCUGGAGGACCAGCAGGGCAGGCUGUCAGCUCUGGAUGCCCGGGUGCGUGAAUUGGAAGAGACACGGCAGUGGCUGGCAGAGCAGGUGGAUGGGCAGCAGGACAGGAUCGUGGAGGGGAAGGAAGCUUAUGACACCCUGUGGGCCCACACUGGCCACCAGGAAGGGGCCUUGAGACAGCUGGAGGAGGAAGGCCGUGAGCUAGUGGAGAGGCUGAUCCAAGUGAAGAUGCAAGCAGCCGAGGACCAGAAUUAUCGCAAUGAGCGGAUCGAGAGGGUCAAGCAAGCCAGGGUUUCCAAGGAGCUGAAGAAGGCAAUGAGGAGGACGGUCAACAUCUCUGAGACCCUGGACCCUCCAAGCAUUGCUGAGCCCCGUGCCGACAAGCAGGAGCUCUUGGAAGUAGAAGCCUAUGAGAAACAGUGGAAACGCCCCUUCAGGUCGGCCUCCGCCACGUCCGUGACCCUGGCCCGCUGUAUGGAUGUUAUGAAGGGGCUGCUGGAUUUUAGGAAGAGAAGGGGUCACUCCGUGAGUGGGGCCCCUGAAGCCCGAUAUCCAAGCAUUCCUGUCUGUGGGGUCUCCUGUCUCCCAGCCAGAGCCCAGGACAUCCAGGAGGCCCACCGUUCUGAGGUCAAUGCCGUCUGCUUCAGUUCCAACAGCAGCCUCGUGGCCACAGGCGGGGCUGACCGCCUCAUCCGCCUCUGGAAUGUGGUUGGAGGCCGCCUGGAAGCUGAUCAGAUGUUGGAAGGGGCUGGUGGGAGCGUGACCAGCCUUGAGUUUGAACCAUCGGGCUGCUAUUUGCUAGCAGCGACUUACAACAAAGCUGCCCAGCUCUGGAAGGUGGGCGAGAGCCAAUCCAAGGAAACAUUGUCUGGGCACACGGACAAAGUGACUGCAGCCAAAUUCAAGCUGACCCGGCAGCAGGCAGUGACUGGAAGCCGGGACCGGACUGUGAAAGAGUGGGACCUCAACAAGGCGUCCUGGUCCCACGAUGCAUACAGGUUAUUCCUGUGGAGGGGAAGGUCACCUCUCUCAGCAUCAGCAAUGAUCAGAUGCACCUCCUCAGCUGCUCCCGGGAUGACGCCCUUAAGGUCAUUGAUCUUCGGGUCAACAACAUCCGCCAGGUCUUCAGGGCUGAUGGCUUCAAGUGUGGUUCAGACUGGACCAAAGCUGUGUUCAGGUGAGUAUGUCCCAAAGUCCCUGCUGCUUCCUUUAGAAUUCUCUCCACUCCCCAAGUUCUCUCCCCCAGGAAUUCUCUCCCAUCCUUUUCUAAAAUGCCUUGAGCCCCCUGUGUCCACUCAGUUUGUCAGCAACCUGGCAGCUCUCUCCUCCUGUUGGCCCCAUCCCAUCUUCAGCAUGGCAGCUGGAGGAGGAAGAGGGCUGGGGAGAAGGGGAGGAAAGGAGCCGGAAAGUGACCAGAGCAAGGCCGGCGAUGGGGAGAAGACAGAUCAUCGAUCAGCAUGUAGGACUGCAUGUGGUUGUGUGUGUCCAUCCCCUCCUGACCUCCCACAGACCCCUGAGAAGCUCAGUCUCCUAUAUUUCCUUUUUCCAGCCCAGAUAAAACCUAUGCCCUUGCUGGUUCUGCCGAUGGCGGUCUCUACAUCUGGAAUCUGGAGAGCGGCAAGCUGGAGACCAGCCUCUAUGGGCCCCACAGCCCACCUGCAGGAUCCUGAGUCAGCUACAGGCAGCAGGCACACACAACUUUGGAUACGUCGUCGUCGUCGUCGGCAUGAAGAAGGCAAAAGCCCAGGUGCAUCAGUCUGUUCUCUUUGAAGUCUGCUGAUGAUCUUUGGGGCAGGCUGGGGCUCCUCCGGGGAAGGGGACGAAGGGAGAAGACUUGCCUCCAGGUAACUGGAAGAAAAGGCAGACUUUAUCACCUGUCUAAGUUUGAAUAGGAAGCUGUCCAGAUUACCAGCUGAUGUGAGCACCUCCUUCAAAGAGGUAUCUGUAAAGCGCUGAACAUAGUGCCUGGAACAUAGCAGGUGCUGCUUAAAUGCCUACUCCCUCCAUGGCCCUCUUGGAGACUCUUCCUUCUUCAGUCCUCAAGGUGUGGGUCCACCCCGAGCCUCUGUUCCAGGUUCCUACUGACCACCCCUUAGCGGCAGCUUGCUCCAGCUUGAUGUGUGGUACUUGCUUCAGGCCGAAGGAUUCUCUAGCUGCAGGUUAUGCUAGUUCCUAGCCUUUGGGGAGGACAAGCAUAGCCCGCAAGGGAAGGCAGGUGGGAUGAAAGCAAGGCCCCUUGUGUCAUUUUAGCACCUGGGAACAUUUAGCCUGGAGAAGCAGAUGUUCAAAUGUCUGGAGGGCUCUCCUUAGGCUCUAGUGUUAUCUCUUGUGUUCCAAGCCCCAUUCUGUUCACCCUGCUCCACCCCAACUCCAGUGUGGGCUCUGCUCCUGUCUCACCACAAUAUUACAGAAGUCUCCUAACUGAUUUCCCUCCAUCAAGUCUCAACCCUACACAACUAAAGCCCAGGUCUGGUCAUGCCAUUCCUAUGAUCCUGCUCCAGCGACUGUUACUCUGGGAUCCAAUGCAAACUCCUGUCACCUGAAGUCCUUCGCAGUCUGGUUCCAGGCCACCCUUCCAGCCUUAUCGUACCUUACUCUCCUUAAACAGUCUAUUCCAGCCAAGCUGGUCUACCUGCCAUCUUCCUCCUAUUCCUUUGCCCAGGUCAUCCCCCAAGCCUAGGAUGUCUCCCUCCUAGUCUGCACCUUAGAAUCUCCAGCUUCCUCCAAAGCUCAGUUCAAGCACAACCAUCUCCACAGACCUUUCCGGAUGUUUCCUACACUUACAUAUACUUUGAACGUAUUUAUAUAUAUAAAACUUAUCUAUGGACAAAGAGACUGCUUUUGUAUCCCCUAGGCUUAGCGGAGCUCCUGGCACCAUUAGGCACUUAAUAAAUGAAUCUGAGUCCAUGUAGUAGAACUAGGAGUAACAGAGGCAUAUGUCACCUUAAUCUAAGAAGGGUUCCUAAGGAAAAUUCUCCUAUUCUUCCCUGCUAUCUGACCUCCCCACCCGUCUUGGAUACUUCUCCUUCUUUAGUCCACAAAGCAUGGGCAUACCCUGAGGCUCUGUCCUAGGACCUCCCCUCUUCACUCACAGGCCCAACACUACACCAAAGCUCUAAGACCCAUGAGGCAUCUCCCUAUCUCUAGUCUCCCCUCUGCAAUUCAUUCUUCAUGCCCUGCAGUCAUAUUGCUAGUGCACAGGUCUUUCCACUUUACUCUCUUGCUCACUUUCAGGAGCUCCCUGUUAUCUACUGCAUAAAAUAAAACUUCUUUUUCUUGUCAUUAAGGCUAUUCAUGAUCUGGAUCCUAGCUACCUUAUAAGCAUUUUUUCUUUCUCUUCUUUGCAAAAGAUGUUCUAGCCAAACUGGAUAAUUGGCCGUUUCUUGAUUUUGUCCUGCACUCUUGCCUUCAUGCAGUCUCUCCUGCCAGGAAUGUCUUUCCCUUAGUGUCCCCUCACCAUCACCCCAGCUUAAAGUGAUCUCUCUCCUAACUUCUCACAGCAUUAUAUUUGGACCUCCCCUUUGCCCUGAUCUACCUUGUAUUAGGCUGACUUAUGUCUCUAUCUGAUCCUGUCCUCUCAGACUGCAAGUCUCUUGAGAGCAAGAACUGUGCUGGAUUUAUAAUGAUCAUACUAAGUGCAGAUAUUUGUACAGUGCUUUAAGACAGCUCUUUACAAAGAACUUGGUAUGCACUAUCUCAUUUGCUCUUUUGCUUCCUCUGCAAUGAGCCCUUAAAUCAUCUGAGAUGCUUCCCUAAGGGAGAUUCCAGGACUGGGAUGGGAGAUGCUGCUUCCAAUGUCUUUUCCUCCCCUGACACUCUGGGACCAUAAGAGGAGUCUGCGGAGUGGAGCUUGUAUAAGGGAACUUAAGAGGGAUGGUCAGACUUGACUCUUUUGGAUUAUGGCUUCAAUUUGGACUUUGGAAGUUGGAAGAGAUCACUGAAGCUUGCCGAGGGUCACCGUCCUUCUCCCUCAGUAUCUGGCAUAUCCAAAGGAGUGCUCAGACUCUUAAUUCUUCCAAGUUAGAACUGAUUUCGAGGAAGUAUAGGAGGGGAGGAGGUGGGGGCUGGGGGAGGCAGUGUGUUGG
Messenger RNA from Vombatus ursinus (common wombat), 4473 nucleotides. It is a transcript of the gene ATG16L2, whose product is annotated as autophagy related 16 like 2. The coding region runs from base 5 to 2158 and encodes 717 amino acids. Gene Ontology annotation, biological process: autophagosome assembly; negative stranded viral RNA replication. Lineage: Eukaryota; Metazoa; Chordata; Mammalia; Diprotodontia; Vombatidae. Gene Ontology annotation, molecular function: protein binding. Gene Ontology annotation, cellular component: autophagosome membrane. The record is from RefSeq and is a predicted model, not a curated record. The transcript is spliced from 16 exons.